Molecule: messenger RNA, 2769 nt
Organism: Balaenoptera acutorostrata (minke whale)
Lineage: Eukaryota; Metazoa; Chordata; Mammalia; Artiodactyla; Balaenopteridae
Gene: NLRP7
Product: NLR family pyrin domain containing 7
Exons: 8
Coding region: 1-2769 (922 amino acids)
Biological process (GO): regulation of inflammatory response
Cellular component (GO): cytoplasm
Molecular function (GO): ATP hydrolysis activity
Source: RefSeq, a predicted model, not a curated record
AUGGUAUUUAAGGUGAAGAGGAGAGAGAGAAACACGAUGGAGAAAUUUUCUAUCUGGAAGAAUACACUUUGGCCAGGAGAUGAUGGUGGUUUCCACAGCAACAUUACCCAGAGAAGCCCAAAGUUGAUAUCGUACUUGAAGCCCCAGACGUCCAUACAGUCAAUGCCACUUACAGUGGUGCUGCAUGGUCCUGCCGGUGUCGGGAAAACCACGGUGGCAAAACAGCUGCUGCUGGAAUGGACACAGGACGACCAGGCAAAGGCAUCCAGUUCCGCCUUCUAUCUCAGCUGCAAGGACCUCAACCACAAGGGGACGUGCACUUUUGCAGAGCUGGUAUCUGCGAACGGGCCGGAUUUGCAGGAUGCCAUUCCGGGGAUCCUCACCCAAGCACGGAAAAUCCUGUUCAUCGUCGACGGCUUUGAUGAGCUGAGAGUCCCCUCGGGGGCGCUCAUCCAUGACAUAUGUGGCGACUGGAGGAAGCAGAGGCCAGUGCCCGUCCUCCUGGGGAGUUUGCUGAAGAGAAAAAUGUUACCCAAGUCCACUUUAGUGAUCACCACCCGACCGGGCGCCCUGAGGGAGCUCCGGCUCUUGGUUGAACAGCCACUCUUCAUAGAGAUCGAGGGGUUCUUGGAGCUGGACAGAAAGGCAUAUUUCUUGAAGCACUUUGAAGAGGAGACUCAAGCCCUGCGAGCUUUUGACUUGAUGAAGAAGAACGCAGCUCUGUUCCGCAUGGGCUCAGCGCCUGCUGUGUGCUGGCUUGUCUGCACGUGUCUGAAACGGCAGAUGGAGAAGGGGGAAGACCCUGCCUCGACCUGCCUGACCACCACGUCCCUGUUCCUGCGUUUCCUCUGCAGCCAAUUCACAGCAGCUCGCGGCAGCUGCCCCCGUGAUUGCCUCCAAGCUCCGCUGAAGUCUGUGUGCCUCUUGGCUGCUGAGGGCGUAUGGACACAGACAUCUGUGUUUGAUGGAGAAGACCUCAGGAGACUUGGGGUAAAGGAGUCUGCCCUCUGUCCUUUCCUGGACAAGAAUAUUCUCCAGAAGAGCAAAGACUGCGAGGGCUGCUACUCUUUCAUCCACCUCAGCGUCCAGCAGUUUCUUGCCGCCGUGUUCUAUGUCUUGGAGACUGAGGAGGAGGAGGAGGAGGAGGACGUGGGUGGCCACAGGUGCCACAUUGGGGAUUUGCAGAAGCUGCUGUCCAAGGAAGGAAGACUGAAGAACCCCAGCCUGACCCAGGUGGGCUACUUCAUAUUUGGCCUCUCCAACGAAGAAAGGGCCAUGGAGCUGGAGACGACUUUUGGCUGUCUAGUAUCGAUGGAGAUCAAGCAGCAGUUACUGAAAUGCACAUCAACGCCCCGUGGGAAGAAACCCUUCUCAACCAUGGACACGAAGGAGAUUUUGUAUUGUCUUUAUGAAUCUCAGGAGGAGGAGCUUGUGGAGGAUACAAUGGCCCCCAUCACGGAGAUUUCUAUCCACUUGACAAAUACAUUUGAAAUGAUGCAGUCUUCUUUCUGCCUUAAACAUUGUCAAAACUUGCAGAAAAUUUCACUGCAGGUAGGAAAGAGGAUAUUCCUGGAGAAUGAUACCACGUGGAAAUCAGAUGCUCAGGUUGAGAGGUCACAGCACGACCAUCAUUCUCUUCAUCUCUGGGCAGAUCUCUGCUCUGUGUUCAGUUCAAACAAGAACCUGAACUUUCUGGAUGUGAGGGAAAGCUUCCUGAGUCACUCCUCAGUGAGGAUUCUUUGUGAGCAGAUAACCCAUGUCACCUGUCAUCUCCAGAAAGUCGUGAUUAAGAACGUCUCCCCUGCUGAUGCUUACCGGGACUUCUGCCUGGCUUUCAUUGGUAAGAAGACACUGACACACUUGGUCCUGGAAGGCAGUGUCCACAGUGACGAGAUGCUGUUGCUGCUGUUGUGUGAGAUCCUGAAACAUCCAAGAUGUAAUCUGCAGUAUCUGAGGUUGGGUUCUUGUUCUGACACCCCUCAGCGGUGGGCUGAUUUCUCCUCAGCCCUCAAAAUCAACCAGUCCCUGAAAUGCCUGGAUCUCACAGCCAGUGAGUUUCCGGAUGAGGGUGUCAAGUUGCUGUGUUCGACUCUGAGACACCCAAUGUGUUUCCUGCAGAAAUUGUCGCUGGAAAACUGUCACCUUACAGAAGCCUGUUGUAAGGAGCUGUCUUCUGCUUUGAUUGUCAACCAGAGGCUGACCCACCUGUGCUUGGGCAAAAACAACCUUGGCAUUGGCGGGGUGAAAAUUUUGUGUGAGGGCUUGAGUUACCCCGAAUGUCAACUACAGACCUUGGUGUUGUGUCAUUGCAACAUAAACAGACAUGGCUGCAAAUACAUCUCAAAGCUUCUCCAAGGAGACUCCAGCCUAACAAACUUGGACCUGGGUUUCAACCCCAUAGCCACUGGAUUGUGCUUCCUCUCUGAAGCUUUGAAGAAGCCAAAUUGUAACCUGAAAUGUCUAGGGCUCUGGGGCUGUUCCAUCACCCCUUUCGGUUGCCAGGAUCUCGCCUCUGCGCUUAUUAGCAACCAGAGCCUGGAGACUCUGGACCUGGGCCAGAACAUCUUGGGGCAGAGUGGAAUAAUGGUGCUCCUUGAGGCUUUAAAACAGAAGAAUGGCCCCUUAAAGACACUCAGGUUGAAGAUAGACAAAUCUACCAUGGAAAUCCAGAAGCUGUUGAAGGAUGUGAAAGAAAGCAAUCCAAACUUGACUAUUGAAUGCAAUAAUGCCAGAACAACUAGGUCCUCGUGUUGUAACUUCCUUUCCUGA